GCUAAUUGAAACUUAAUGUUCAUAAAGAAUUUCCUACAACAGGAACAAGUGUGGUCAUUGGCGAAAUCUGCAGUUAUUACCGCCGGUUACUCCUUGUACAUAUUAUCAAUACUAUUUUUGAAGCUUGUGGGUUAUUCUCCAAAUGUUCUUGAUGUCUUACAUUUUCUGCAUAUACAUAACGCUUACUCUUGUCAGUCCUUAUAAAGGUUUUUGAAACAAAUUUCCUCAUAGUAAUUAAAAUUAUCAGUGCUUUGGGGUCAAGUACGAUUUCCAAUGAAAUAUUAUGUGCACAAUGAAAGUCGCAAUUCAUGAUCGAAAGCAGACAUGUCGUCAACUCCAUGCAGAUCCAAAAGUGGUAUUGAGAAGUGCUGUACUCAAUGCAAACUUGUGCUGAAAGCUGGUCAAAGUGAUAAGCAAUGUUUGGAUGGACUUCUCUCAUGUUUCAGGUUUGAAUCAGAAGCUCCGGGGAUUGGAUCGAUCUCAGAGUCAGAAUGGUCCAAGUUUGAGGCUCAAUGUGUUUCUGUCUUGAAUCAGGCUGACAGGAAACAUCUAAGAGCUGGUGCAUCUUUGUGCUGUAAUUCUGAGGAAAGUGAAGAUGGUGGUGGUGCUGAAGACGAGCAAAAUAAAGACUGCGACAGGGAGAUUUUGCAGGACGACUUGGACAAAAAUGCAGAAGAAAAUGCUGAUUUUGAAUGCAAAUUUUCAAAUAUUCCAGAGGAAAAGCCUGAAAGUUAUCUUGCCAAGGGUUCCAAACCUUCCAUGAAUUCCAAGCCAUCUGGAUCCGAGGUUAUAGAAUGCACAGCUUCUGGAGUGAACAUUGACGAAGAAAAGAAAAUCAGCACACCAACUUAUACGCCUGUGAAAAAAUCUUCUCUGGUCUCUAAUCGGGUAUCAACUCAAUGCACCAAGAUUUCAUCUGACCACAAUCAGAGCAGCAACCAGAAAAGACUUGACGGAUUUUGUCCAGGAAUAACAAACGAGGUUGAAGAGGAUGAUGUUUGCUUUCUGCCCCCAUCAGUUGACGAUCUGGACUUGAUGACCCCUGGGAAACUUUGCAGGGGGUUUAAAGAAAGGGAGUUGAAUGCAUUGUCAACAUGUGCUGGAGGAGCAGAUAUGAAUGAAGACAAUGAUGAAUCCAAUAACAAGAGCGGAUUUGGCCUUUGGAUCCCCUGGGUCACCUUGCUUUUCAUGGGGUUUUUGUACUCGGUCUUCUUGGGACUGUUGGGAGAAAAGUGUCAGGACCCAUGCACACACCCCUGUCUUAAUUAUGCAUCUGUUGUGUGCAAAUGCCAGUACUCCAGACUAUGGUCCUCACAGUUUGGGUUCUACAGCUGGGAGCACUUCUUGUACAUCAUGACAGCAGUUUUCAUUGAAGGGGUCAUUGCAGAGUACUUUUUUGGGCACAUGUACCUUGCUGGGCUGAUAACCCUGUCUGUUUUCUUGGUUGGACUUCUGUACAUCCCAGUGACCUUCCUCAUUUCACACAUUCAAUGUGCUGAUGAACUCCUCACUGGAUGCACAUUGGGACUGAGUGGGGCCCUACUUGUGAUGUUGGUUGUGCUAACUGACAAACUGGCUGGUCCACUGGGCACACUAUUGUCUUGGAUUUUGGCACUCAUCCCAUUGUAUUUCUUUGUGAUAAUGCCAUAUCCAAACACUGUGCCUUUACAUGUAGCUGGGGUGCUUGCCGGGUGGCUGCUGACUAUGGGUGAUACCAGUGAAAACAUUUGCAAUGCAGCUACAGCAGUUGCCUUCUCUGGGACUCAAUUUGUCCAUGGACUGAGUCCUGCUACAUGCUUGCUGUCAUCCGCUCUCAUGGCCUGGGCAUCUUAUCAAUUAUUCCCUCCUGGCCUAUUAAGUUCAGUUCAUGAGCAGAGAAGUUUUCCAAUCAUAUGAACUGCGGCAAUGAUGUUCCUUUCUUAUGUUGUUCUUUGUAACACGAAUUUUCUGGGAAGUGUUUUAGGGUGAAAUUGAUGAAGAAAUGAAAAUGCCAGUUUUUAUGUUGAUAAAUAAA
Notodromas monacha is the source of this 2014-nucleotide messenger RNA. NCBI's taxonomy places the organism in Eukaryota, Metazoa, Arthropoda, Ostracoda, Podocopida, Cyprididae. The record is from the annotation of a GenBank genome assembly.